Messenger RNA from Fomitiporia mediterranea MF3/22, 600 nucleotides. RefSeq lists its product as uncharacterized. Bases 1 to 600 code for a protein of 199 amino acids. NCBI's taxonomy places the organism in Eukaryota, Fungi, Basidiomycota, Agaricomycetes, Hymenochaetales, Hymenochaetaceae. The transcript is spliced from 7 exons. The record is from RefSeq and is a predicted model, not a curated record.
AUGGCUCUAAUGUUCGCGUUGUUUUUGGUCUUCUCCAUACUUACCAGCCAGGCAACGGCUGAAACACAUAAAGUUACCUUUACCAACAAUUGUGGACACGGUACACCCAAACUGGUUCGGGGUGGAAAUGUCCUUUCCACAGGUCAAGAUUAUACAAGUAAUGGGCCUUUCGAAACAGCCAUAGCGUAUCUUGAUAAUGGUAACUGUAAACUUAACGGUGAAGGAUGCGGGACUGUCGAAAUUACACUCAAGAACGGUGCAAACGGAGCUGCGAGCAGUGCCGACAUAUCAUUGAUUCCUCCCCUCGCGUUUUCUGAUGCCCUUGGAUUCCAGUUUACCGGUUCAUGCAACGGCGGUGCUUUUUGUGGUGAUUCAAAGUGUAACACGGCAUUCUUCAAACCCGACGAUAACUGUGUGCAAGUGCAGUGCCAGCAAAAUGAUGCCGGAAUCAACGUCAUUUUCUGUGGUGGCUCAACCCAUUUCACAGACUCGAGCCAAAAGGGCUCGCCCUGCAACGGCGCUGUUUCUAACAACUCCACCACAGCGUCAAGUGGUUCUACUAAUUCAGGUACUAACACUAAUACAGCGUCUAAGUUUUAA